UUGAGGAGGCAGCGAUGCUGAAUUCUUCGGUUGCGCACAUUUGGAGACUAAAUUAAGUAUAUAAUUAUCGGGUUGCAUUAUCGGUUGAAUUUUUUUAAAAAUCUGGAUUAUCUGUGUGAUGUCAUAAUGGCCAUUAUCGGCCGAUAAUUAUCGGUAACCGAUAUUAUCGUGUAUCUUUAGUUGUGACGUCAUGUGAUUGGGGUCUAUAGAGUUUGGACUUUUCGCUUUGACACAUCUCGGCCACCGUAUUCAUAGGAGAUGAAAGAGAUGAAAGAUUAAAAAAAAAAAAAAAAAAAAGUCCAUUCACUGCCAAAACAAGUUGAAAGCCGCUAGCUUUAAAAAAAAAAAAAGUUGCAAGCGAGAUUGCUUCUAUUUGCCGCUACCUGCUGAUCAAACAAAAUGGAUUGGUUGUUUUGGCUUUGGCUCUUUUUUGCAGUUUCUUCAUUUAACGAUUUGAUAUUAAUUAUGGAUUGGGUCAAGAACAUCAUCAUGUUUCUCUGGCCAUUCCUGUGGUUUUCUUGCCUGGCGAUUCUAAUUACAUUGUUGGUAAUGGAGGGGUGUGCCUUGGCGGUGGCUUUCCUACAUGGCGUGACGGCUUUUGCGAAAAAGCUGUGGCACGACUUCAGAACAUGGAUACAACGUGCCAGCAAGGAAGAUGAAGCUGCCGCCGGGACAAACAAUGCCGGCCAAGAGCGCGCCUUCAUUAGUGUCAGGGCGCACAACGGCACAGACAACGGCGCGGCUGCCGGCCAGGUCGUCGUCCGUUACGGCGACCGGGUAACCGUCAUGGAUGAAGCUGCCGCCGGCACAAACAAUGCCGGCCAAAAGAGCGCCUUCGUUAGUGUCGGGGCGCACAACGGCACAGACAACGGCGCGGCUGCCGGCCAGGUCGUCGUCCGUUACGGCCACCGGGUAACCGUCAUGGAUGAAGCUGCCGCCGGCACAAACAAUGCCGGCCAAAAGCACGCCUUCGUUAGAGUCGGGGCGCACAACGGCACGGACAACGGCGCGGCUGCCGGCCAGGUCGUUGUCCGUUACGGCGACCGGGUAACCGUCUGGGUUGGCGGUAUUGCCGACGUCCAGGCCGGCCUUUGGGAAACCGACAUGGACGAGGGCGGUGCCCAGGGCCGUGAUGCGGACACAGAUUUGCUCCAGCCAACAGCAUGAAAUUGUUAAACUAAAUGCUCCAUGUUGGACAAAUAAAAACCCGGUUUACACCCUACAGAUAAUGUCUGCACUCGUUUUACCUUUGUUGUAUAUAUUUGUCCCAGUUUUAUUCAUUCCUUUCUUAAUGCAUUGCCAAAAUGUAUAUGAUCGGGAAAAAUUAUCGGGAAUGAUUGAAAUUGAAUCGGGAGCCAAAAAAAAGCAAUCAGAUCGGGAAAUAUCGGGAUUGGCAGAUAAUCAAACUAAAAUGAUCGGGAUCGGAUCGGGGCAAAAAAACAUGAUCGGAACAAACCUAAUAAUAAGCAAAUAAUUAUCACUCCAACCCUCUAAAAGUCUACUCCUGGGAGCUACACAAUUCACGUAGGUCACCCUUUUUGACUUUAACAUGGCAAAUUUCGCCAAAAGGUGAGAGAUUUUCAUGCCUGCAUUGACUUCAUAAUUACUUGACCGGAGACAAUUGGCAUUUACUGUGUCACGCCUUCCCGGGCCGGGGAAAAUUUGCUUUCAUCUGAAAAAAGUACUUUGGAACACUGAGCAACUGCGGCUUGACCGGGGGAAUGCGGCACCGGUAG
This is a messenger RNA of Corythoichthys intestinalis (scribbled pipefish), 1736 nucleotides long. RefSeq lists its product as uncharacterized. The record is from RefSeq and is a predicted model, not a curated record. Bases 400 to 1167 code for a protein of 255 amino acids. Lineage: Eukaryota; Metazoa; Chordata; Actinopteri; Syngnathiformes; Syngnathidae. The transcript is spliced from 3 exons.